Salpingoeca rosetta is the source of this 3365-nucleotide messenger RNA. RefSeq lists its product as uncharacterized. The record is from RefSeq and is a predicted model, not a curated record. The coding region runs from base 468 to 3266 and encodes 932 amino acids. The transcript has a single exon. NCBI's taxonomy places the organism in Eukaryota, Choanoflagellata, Craspedida, Salpingoecidae.
GUUUGUGUCACCAUGCAACCAAAGUCCACUCGAGCACCUACGCUUGCGUCAAGGUCGCAGUUCACACUCGUUCACAAACACGAACACACACACACUCCCAGAAAGAGCAACUCACGUAUCUCGCUCAGGCUCGCGACCUGAGUGUGCGCGAGCGAAGGAUGAAGUCAUUUUCCCACUCGUCACGACGAACACAACUCUCAGCCUCGCGACUUGAGCUACACCUGCCUCUUCUUUGUAACGAUCGUGAAGCCCCGGGUCGUCGUCCCAAUUACCCCUUGCCCCUCUCCUUCCCCUCAACAGCAGGCCCAACAUACGAGCAACCCCCACUCUCUUCACCCACAAGUGGACGCCGCCGCCUCUCGUGUUCCUCCUCCUCCUCCUCCUCCUCCUCCUCCUCCUCCUCCUCCUCCUCCUCCUCCUCCUCCUCCCCCUUCGCAACAGCAACAGUGCAUGUAUGAACAUACACCAUGGCACGACGACCAUCCGCAUUCAUGUUUGUUGACGCGGCAAACGAGGAGCAGCUCUUCACCAUCGCCGCAGAUCUGGCGCGGGCCUUUCGCGCCUUGCGCGUGCAAGUCCCACCAAAUGCCGUCUACAAGAUGGCAGAGCUGGUGGUUGUGUCGACGAGCGGCGCGCAUCGCACCUUUCACACCAUGCAGCACCUGCUUGACGGUCUGCCAGAGGACGUUGAGAAGCGCCCACUCUCUUUCAUCGCCGCCAUCUUUCAAGACAUUGUCCAGCUGAGGGCCGAGGGCGGCAUUCCACCGUACCUGCUGCCGUUUCUGCACCGAGCACAAGCGUUCCCGCUGCCUCGCCAGUCUGACGUCGACAAGGACAUGAGGCGAUCGCGGAGCGCCACACCCGUGUACGGCCGGCCUGUCACGGAGCGCGGCUCGCUGUCUGCGCGCGGGUGCAACGGUGGCACGACCUUGCUCACCAGGCAACACAGGUCGUCCUCUGAUGUGUCGUUCGAUGUCGUCGUGCAGCGGCUCGUCAGCAGACCGCAGCUUCUCCCACACCAAGGGCGCCUACAGCACAGACGAAACGCCCUCAGCAGCCCCGAGCACGUCCUCCUCAUGGCUGGUGUCGACAUGCGCCUUGACCGACAGGCAGAGUGGGCGCCUCUAAUCAAGCGCCCACACACGCCCCCGCCCCAACAACAGUCCCGCAAGCACGCACGCGACAGGGGACCAGGUGUGGCAGGUACCUCAUCGCCCGCCAGGAGGGACAGCGGCUCCGCCACAGCUCUCACCGGCGGGAACAGCAGUGCCACCAGCACAUGCACCGCGAGCAGCGGGUGGUUCAGCAACGGCAGCGGCGACGCAUUCGCGCGCGGGCAGCACGUGGCCGGACCACGCGAGCCCAGCACCAGCACCACCACUACCAUCAUCGACUCUCGCAGAAGCUCCCUGGAAACGAGCGCGGGCCGGUUGCCGGUUGUUAGCACGCUUGUGCGCGCUCUAUCGUGGUGGAGCAAUGGCAUCCGCCUGGACCACGAUGACGACAGCGGCAAUGACGGUGAUCACGCCACCGCCAGUGACGAGCCCCGUCAGCACACGAAGGCACCAAUGGCCUCCUGGCCCUCUGUGUCCUCCACGCGCGCGCGUCGUGCCGUGGCCCAGCGGAUCUGCUACACGGUCUUCGGGCGCGAGGUGGGCGACACGCUUGCGUUUGACACCUCCGCGCCUGGCUUGAGCGAGUUUCUCAGCUGCGUCGUGGCCAUGGACGUGCUUGCGCCCUGGCUCAACGAAGCACAGCUCCUGCACGUGUGCGCGUGCAUCCAGGCCUCCAUUCCCUUCCAGCGACCAGAGGCCAAGAUGCGCCUGCUGGACAACUGCACGCGCGUGCUGGCAGACGAGCUGCCCCACUUUGAGGGCAUUCCACGCACAUUCCUCGCUCAGCACGCCAGUCAGGUUGUGCGCAGCGCGUGCCGUAUGGCUGAACGAGGCGUUGCCCAUUACACUGCAAAGGACACGCGUGUCUUUCUUGCUGCCGUGUGGAGGGCGCUGCCGGAGCAGCACGCCGCCCUGCGCUACCCCGAAUCGUACACGCUCGACGACUGGGUGGCGGCGUUGGCGGCGCUGGUGCGCGGGUUUGAGCUCUUGACCGACGAGCCCCUUCGCAUCCUCCCCCACUUCCCCAGCACUCGCUCGCCACACCAUCGGCUGCGGACACCUGCACGUGCACCACCAGCAGCAACACUGACGUCCACGCCGCCAACAACACCACCAGUGCCGACAGCCGCGGUUGGAACGGGUGGUGCAACUACAGCAGCAGUCGCAGCUUCCGUUUCAACAACGAGACCUAGCAGACCUGGUUCCAAGGCGAAUGCUACGAAUGCUACUCCGAACAUCACUGGCAACGACAGGGGCGGAAGAAAAGGCAGCAAGAAGGGCACAAGCGCAUGUGCGCACGCCACAGCACGACGAGCAACAGCAUCACCUGCUCAUCGUCAUGCCAGCGGUGACGGUGAUGACAGUGACGGUGGCGGCGAUGCAGAUGAGAGCUUGCGUGAGUCGCUGCUACGCGCCAACACCAACCUUGAGCGAGGCAGGGCGUAUGUGGCGGCACGGCUGGUGACGGCGUGUGUCAUGCACGCCGUGUUGUGCGACGCAGGCUUUGUUCUCGACGAAACGCCCGUGCGCGUGAUUCUCCCAGGCGGGCUUGGCGGCCACCUCCCACAGCCCGACACAGCGACCGGUGGCGAUGGGGAUGGUGGCGAUUGCAGUGGUGGUAUUGGGAGAAGCGACAGAGCAGCGCCAGCAACCUCGCAUUCCCGAGCCAGCAGCCACAACAGCACCCGCUAUCAUCGCGGUGUGUCGUGUGGCACGCGAACGCCCGUCAACAGAUUGAGUGACGCAGAGGAGGAGCACGUGCGCGCCAGAACGGGCCACGGCGGCGGCGUUGAGAGAGGGGAUGCGCAUGGAAGUGGCGAGGAGGUGUGGUGUGCAGAUGACACGUGGGAGACGAACGACUGUGUGGUGCGGCUGCUGCAAUAUGGGUUUGAGGACAGCUGCCUUGACGGGCGUGACAAGACGGCGUGCGAGGCGUCACUCUGCCUGUUCCGCAUGAUGGUUGGUGGUGGUGGCGCCCGUGGUGGCCACCCCUCAUCGUUUGAGCGCUGCGUGCAACUCAGUCUCUCGUACGCGCGGAAGCGACUGGAUGCACAGCUGUACCUGCGCUGUCUGCCGCUAUCUGUUGUCACCUUUGUGGGCACCCGCAUCCUGCACAGGGCCCUCACAGACGGAAACAUGUGGAUGUACUGAUUGUGCUGAAGAGAGACUGUGUGUGAGUGUGUGAGUGAAUGAGACGCAUAGAGAGAGAAUGUGUGUGUGUGCGUGUGUGUGUGUGUGCGUGUGUGUGUG